Molecule: messenger RNA, 2050 nt
Organism: Solanum tuberosum (potato)
Lineage: Eukaryota; Viridiplantae; Streptophyta; Magnoliopsida; Solanales; Solanaceae
Exons: 11
Coding region: 158-1564 (468 amino acids)
Biological process (GO): proteolysis
Molecular function (GO): serine-type endopeptidase activity
Source: RefSeq, a predicted model, not a curated record
AAAAAAGUUCAACCGGACACGUAACAUAUGUUGCAUGCAUAUAAUACCCCUCGUUGAAAAUUGAAAGCAACAAUAAAUGAAGGCAAUGAAAGGAAACUUGGUAUUUGGAAAUUCAGAACUUAGGUAUUAAUGAUUAUACUGUUUAAUUCCAAUUAAAAUGAUUGCGUUUCCUCAAUCGGAUCUCCGUUGGGCGAUUCAUUCGGCGGCUGCACUUCUUUCUUUCUCCGCCGCCGGUAGUCCGCCGCAGCGGCUGAGACGACUCUGCAUCAGUGCUAGCGCCGGUGAUGGUAGAACGACCCCUAAGCCCUCUGUUUGUACGGCAGAUGAGCUUCAUUACGUUCCCCUUCCCAACAAUGAAUGGAAUCUCGCCCUAUGGCGCUACUUGCCUUCAUCGCAGCGGAGCCGCAGGAAUCAUCCUCUGUUAUUAUUGUCCGGAGUGGGCACUAAUGCCAUUGGCUAUGAUCUUGCUCCUGGUUCAUCUUUUGCACGACAUAUGUCUGGGCAAGGAUUUGAUACUUGGAUUCUUGAAGUUCGAGGAGCAGGCUUGAGUGCAAAAAAUAGUCUAAAGGAUCCUCGCCAAGGAAAAUUUGAGGGUAUAUCUGAAGAGCAACUUAGCUCAACUGAUGAAGGUUUACGAGAUGCAGCACAAGUUUCUUCCAUCACUAGCCAACUAAGGGACUUCUGUAACAGACUUGGAGAGAUUAUUGAUGAAAGUCAACAACCAAUCACUCAGUUUACUGGUUUGCAAAACCGCUUUUCUAUUACACUGGGAGAUUUCUGGAAACAGCUUCAUCUGAUUGGGAAGUAUAACUGGGACUUCGAUCAUUACUUGGAAGAAGAUGUGCCUAUAGCGAUGGACUACAUAAGGAACCAAAGCAGACCAAAGGAUGGAAAGUUGCUUGCUAUUGGACAUUCCAUGGGAGGUAUCUUGCUGUAUGCAAUGCUCUCACAAGAUGGUUACAGAGGAAAGAACACUGAGUUGGCUUCAGUCAUCACUUUGGGUUCAUCACUGGACUACACUACUUCAAGGUCAUCCAUGAAAAUGCUUAUACCCUUCGUAGAUCCUGCAAAAGCUGUAAAUCUUCCAGUUGUUCCAGUCGGAGCAUUACUCACAGCCAUCUAUCCUCUUGCAUCCUAUCCUCCGUAUCUCUUAUCAUGGUUAAAUCCUCAGAUAUCUGCACAAAAUAUGAUGCAUCCAGAAUUGUUUGAGAGGCUUGUCUUGAAAAACUUUUGCACUAUUCCUGCUAAACUUCUGUCACAGCUAUCAACAGCCUUCGGAAAGGGUGGACUACGGAAUAGAAGUGGGACUUUCUUUUACAAGGACCAUCUUCACAAAACCAAUGUACCUGUUUUAGCUCUCGCAGGAGACAAAGACCUUAUUUGUCCUCCUGAAGCUGUGUAUGAAACUGUCAAGCUGAUUCCUGAGAACUUGGCUACUUAUAAAGUUUUUGGUGAACCUCGAGGUCCACACUAUGCCCAUUAUGAUCUAGUCGGUGGACGAAUGGCAUACUAUCAAGUAUAUCCACGUAUAAUUGAAUUCCUCAGUCGACAUGAUAUCUGUUGAUCUACACCGGAGUAUAGCAUCCUCUGCAUCCAGUUCCAUGUGACUUGACCACCUCUACCACAGUGCAAGUGUCAUGCGACAGUGGGAGAAGCUGAACCGUUAGUUCUACACCCAGUGUGUGGGAUCAUGAGAUGGAUGUAAAAGGCCAGGAGACCAUGCAAACCAUCUUAGUAGGAAGUAUACGUCCAUUGAGUUUCAAAGAUGAGUAAUUAUGAACCAUUGUGGGCAAGAGCGGAGGAGCUACAAUACUAGGUAUGGGUUCGGACGUAUUCAUCAGCUUUACCCUGUAUUUAUAUUAAUAUAAUUCAUUAAAUGUGUAUAAAUAUUUAAUUGUGAACCCUCUGCCAUUAAAUGGUUGGUAAGAAAUGUGUAGUUGUGAAGCAUCAGAAGUUCAAUUCACUCGUAAAACAGUUGUAUUGAGGGCCAUUGAGGAUUUUUUGUUUUGGUGGUAUAGGUUAUGGAGGAGUUUGCCUGUAUUUGUUUAAA